AGAGACAAUCACAAUCAUAUUAUUCAAUAUAUACGGGGUCAACCUUUUCUCUCAGUCUUCAUCUUCUCUCCCUCUCUCUCGAAAAAACCAGUUUUAUUUUUCCUUCUACACGUUUUUGCUUUUGGCUUCUUGCAUUGACUGUUUGUUUCAAUUUCACAAAACCCCAUCUCUCUCUCUCUCUCUCUCUCUCUCUCUCUCAGCUGCACUUGUAUUAUCCCUCCCUCCCUCUCCCUCUCCCAGCUACACUUAUAUUAUUACUACAACAUUUGUUUAAUUAAAGUCCAUGUUCCAGAGAAUUGCAUGGAAGAUCAUCCUUACCUUCAUUGAGCUUUCAAUCAAGAAUUGACACUAGAGAGACCUCAGAUCUGAUGGCUGGAAGCUUGGAUGGAAGUUAUGACCAAGGUAGCCAGUCGGAUGAAAGCAGUCAAUUUGAGAGAUAUCAUAUUGAACCAUUCUAUGAUGCAUUUAUAUGCCCUCUAUCAAAACAAAUUAUGCGCGAUCCUGUUACUUUGGAAACUGGCAUAACUUAUGAGCGAGAAGCCAUUGAAAACUGGUUCAAAGAUUGUAAGGAGAAUGGAAGAAAGCUAGUCUGUCCAAUAACAUUAAAAGAGUUAAGGAGUACAGAUCUGAACCCAAGCAUUGCUUUGCGCAGCACAAUUGAAGAAUGGAAUGCUAGGAAUGAAGCUGCUCAACUUGAUAUUGCUCGUAGAUCACUGUCAGUAGGCAAUCCAGAAACUGAAAUCAUGGAUGCUCUAAGGUUCAUUCAGAAGCUUUGCCAAAAGAAUCUCUCCAGUAAGCGAGUUGUUCGUAAUUCAAAUCUUAUACCCAUGAUCAUCGACAUGUUGAAGAGCAGUAGUCGUAGAGUAAGAUGCAAGGCACUAGGAACCCUUCAUAGUGUAGUCGAAGACGACUCUGAUAAUAAGGAAGUUAUGGCUGAAGGGGAUACUGUACGGACAAUAGUUAAGUUUUUGUCUCAUGAAAAAUCCAAGGAGAAGGAUGAAGCCAUCUCUUUGCUUUGUGAGCUUUCGAAAUCUAGGACAGUCUGUGAAAAAAUUGGAUCCAUCAAUGGAGCCAUCCUUAUUUUAGUGGGAAUGACUGGCAGCAAAUCUGAAAAUCCUCUUACUGUUGAAAAGGCUGAAAAAACUCUGGAAAAUUUGGAGAAGUCUGAGAGUAAUGUUAAGCAGUUGGCUGACUAUGGUAAACUACGGCCACUCCUGACACUCCUCCUUGAAGGUCCAGAGGAAACCAAACUAUCCAUGGCUGUGUACCUUGGUGAACUAGUACUCAACAAUGACAUGAAAGUAUUUGUGGCAAAAACUGUUGGUUCAUCACUAGUUGAUCUUAUCAAAGUUGGUAGCAUGCAGUCAAAAGAAGCUGCUUUAAAGGCAUUGAGUCAGAUAUCGUCUUUUGAGGCUAGUGCCAAGGUUUUGAUAGACGAAGGGAUACUACCUCCUCUAGUAAAGGAUCUCUUCAAUGUUGGUAAGCACCAGCCUACACGAUUGAAGGAGGUAUCUGCUACAAUUCUGGCAAACAUCGUAAAGUCAGGCUCUGACUUCUAUUCUAUCCCUGUUGGACCCAACCACCAGACUCUGGUUUCAGAAAACAUACUCCACAAACUUCUCCGUCUGAUUAGCAAUACCGGGCCAGUGAUAGAAUGCCAGCUUCUUCAGGUUCUUGUUGGACUAGCUAAUUCUCAGACUACAGUUCACAGUGUUGUUGCUGCAAUCAAGAGCUCUGGGGCUACUAUCAGUUUGGUGCACUUCAUUGAAGUUCCACAGAAGGAUCUUCGUGCAGCUUCCAUCAAACUUCUUCAAAACCUCUCUCCACACAUGGGCCAGGAAUUAGCUCAUAGUCUACGUGGUCCAGGGGGGCAACUCAGUUGCUUAAUCCAAAUCAUAUCAGAAAAUGUUGUCAUCACCGAAGAGCAAGCAGCAGCAGCCAGGCUCUUGGCUGAUCUCCCAGAAAGGGAUGUGGGCCUCACAAGACAGAUGCUUGAUGAAGGUGUCUUUCAGUUGGUCAUCUCCAGGGUGAUAAGUAUCCGGCAGGGAGAGACUAAAGGUGGCCGCUUUAUGACUCCCUAUUUAGAAGGGCUUGUUCAGAUUCUGGCAAGGGUUACCUUUGUCCUUGCUGAGGAACCUGAGACUAUCAGACUGUGUCAAGAGCACAAUAUUGCUUCAAUUUUCACUGAAAUGCUUCAGUCAAAUGGGCUGGACAAUGUGCAGAUGGUUUCAGCUAUGGCUUUGGAUAAUUUAUCCCAAGAAUCCAAGAACUUGACAGAGUUGCCCGAGUUGCCAUCACCUGGUUUUUGUUUUAAAUUUUUUCCUUGCUUUAGCAAAACUACUGUCAUAACCGGAUUAUGUAGAGUUCAUAGAGGGAGAUGUUCACUAAGGGACACCUUUUGUCUCGUGGAAGGGCAGGUUUUGGAGAAGUUGGUGGCCCUUCUAGAUCACACUAAUGAUAAGGUAGUUGAGGCUUCACUUGCAGCCAUGUCAACUUUGCUAGACGAUGAAGUUGAUAUAGAAAAUGGGGUGACUAUGUUGUGCGAUACAGAUGCAGUCAAGCCUAUACUUACUAUUUUAAUGGAGAAACGAACGGAGACCUUGAGGAGGAGGGCAGUUUGGGUUGUGGAAAGACUUCUGAGGGGUGAUGAUAUAGCAUUUGAAGUAUCCGCUGAACCCAACAUCAUCACAGCCCUUGUCGAUGCUUUUCAGCAUGGUGACUAUCGAACAAGACAAAUUGCUGAGCACGCCCUAAGGCAUAUCGACAAGAUCCCGAAUUUCUCUGGUAUUUUCCCAAAUUUGGGACAGUAAAAAUUCAUUUACUCCAUUACUGAGACAAUGAAAUUUAAGGGCCAUGCAGUCAUUGAAUUUUGACCUCUUACUGGUUUUAAGAAGCAUCAUAGGAAUUACGUUGGUGUAGCAUCAUAAGGUUGCAGUAGAUAGCAAUUAUCCCUCAGAUCAUAUUCCCCCUACUUUGUAUAAUUGUAUAUGUGUAUACUCAUUGUGAACAUAAAUAAUAUAAUUUCUUGCUAAUCUUUAUUCAAGUUUGGGAGACAAGUUAUUUCUA
Daucus carota subsp. sativus is the source of this 3066-nucleotide messenger RNA. RefSeq names its product U-box domain-containing protein 44. The transcript has 4 exons. Lineage: Eukaryota; Viridiplantae; Streptophyta; Magnoliopsida; Apiales; Apiaceae. Bases 369 to 2810 code for a protein of 813 amino acids. The record is from RefSeq and is a predicted model, not a curated record. Gene Ontology annotation, molecular function: ubiquitin-protein transferase activity; protein binding. Gene Ontology annotation, biological process: protein ubiquitination.